ACGUCAUGGCCUAUCUACGUGUAUCAAAGGUUUCGAGGGUUCGCCGUACGUCGUUGAAGCUGAACUUCAAAGCCAAAAACGAUCAAAGUGACAAUUGUUGAAGCGACGUUCGCACUACAAUUCCCGUGAUGCUCCGCGGGGUGCGCCAGCGUCGGUGAACAUGUCAGUGCAGCACGUAUUUACUGAAUGACAGAGGAGAGAGGAAGGUUUUGUGGCCAUAACAAAACCAUGCUGGAGCCUCUUUUAUCUGCUGGACUUUUGAUGUCAUUGAUUGGUUCUUUUCAAUAAGCAAUGGCGCUGCUGUUACCAUAGGAACUCGGGCCUAAAGCAAUACUGGGAACAAAAUGCAGAGGAUCCUCUUCCAUGGAGCCCCUCAGCAGGCAGCUGUGGCCCUGCGGUGUGCUCUCUCAGUCACAACCCUCAGCUACGUGGCCCCCAAGCCCUCCAAGCUGUCAGGCACAUGCAGCUGGACUCCCAGCCCACGUUGGCUGAGGACAUCCGCAGCAACCAAGACAGCAAAACGGAGCAAACGUGGCAUAGACGAGGAGCAACAGACAGCUGGUAACCCUGGGCAGGACCAUGGAGCACAGGGUGCGAGCCCUGGGGCAAGUCCAGCCAAUUCCACAAACGGGGACCCCCUCCAGGACAAGUCCAUAGGCCUCACCCAGCGGUUCAAGAAGACUUUUAAGCAGUAUGGCAAAGUGAUGAUACCUGUGCACCUGUUAACAUCAACUAUAUGGUUUGGUGCAUUUUACUACACUGCCAUGAAGGGGGUGAAUGUUGUCCCGUUUCUAGAGUACGUUGGCUUCCCAGAGAAACUUGUGAGCCUUAUGGAAAAGUCCCAGAGUGGCUAUGCGAUUACUGCUUAUGCAAUGUUUAAGAUGGCCACUCCAGCCAGGUAUACCGUGACGCUGGCUGGGACAUCGCUGUCUGUGAAGUACCUCCGCAGGCACGGCUACAUGUCCACUCCACCACCUGUCAAAGAGUACCUUCAGGACAAGAUGGAGGAGACGAGGGAGCGGCUCUCUGAAAAGAUGGGCGAGACGAAGGACAAGCUGUCCGAGAAGUUGCAGGAGACCAAAGACAAAGUGUCCUUCCGGAAGAAGACGGAGUAGAAGUGCAAGGUGCCAGAGUUGGAGUGCUCAAAGCUUCAGCUGCUCUCUUUCAACACUUUUAUGGUCCCGAUAGAAGCACCACUUGCUGUCCAGCUGUCCCGUAACUAAAGUAGUGAUGCAUCAGUCAGGUGAUCUUUGUGUUGUAGUCCUGUCGCUUGACUGAAGUUGAACUGAACUAUAGAGGUGUAACUGUCACAGUGAAGAUGAAUUGAAGGAAGUCUUGACUGCAUCUUACUUAUGUUUUAAAACUGUCCACAGAUGUGUGGCCUCUGUGGGGGAGACUGGACAAUACUGUAGUUACAGUGCAAUGACAUCAGAGAGCUUCACUGUCACCGAGAGUCACUCUGUCUCAUGCGGCACUUUGCACAAAACUCUGACCUUCACAUAUUAUGCUUCCACUAGACUUCACUUGUGGUGAAACCAUUGUAUUACUUAGAAUUAUUUACCCAUUUAUACAGCUUGGUGAUUUUACUGGAGCAAUUUA
Messenger RNA from Scleropages formosus (Asian bonytongue), 1599 nucleotides. It is a transcript of the gene mims1a, whose product is annotated as family with sequence similarity 210 member Aa. Gene Ontology annotation, cellular component: mitochondrion. NCBI's taxonomy places the organism in Eukaryota, Metazoa, Chordata, Actinopteri, Osteoglossiformes, Osteoglossidae. The record is from RefSeq and is a predicted model, not a curated record. The transcript has 5 exons. The coding region runs from base 345 to 1115 and encodes 256 amino acids.